Molecule: messenger RNA, 11815 nt
Organism: Toxorhynchites rutilus septentrionalis
Lineage: Eukaryota; Metazoa; Arthropoda; Insecta; Diptera; Culicidae
Product: protein apterous
Exons: 8
Coding region: 1318-2724 (468 amino acids)
Biological process (GO): regulation of transcription by RNA polymerase II; neuron differentiation
Cellular component (GO): nucleus
Molecular function (GO): DNA-binding transcription factor activity, RNA polymerase II-specific; RNA polymerase II transcription regulatory region sequence-specific DNA binding
Source: RefSeq, a predicted model, not a curated record
UCCCGCAGUUGAAUCGCGCUCUUCAAACAGUCGAAAGCGUUGAACGCAUGCGUGUAGAUUCUCCGGUUGUUCCUUCUCUCAUUUCGGGUCGUGCGGGUUGUUCUCAGACGUGGAAACGUGUGCGUACGAAUUUUGCUCUGUGGGAUGCCCCAACCUACGACGACGAGGUGCAUCCAGGGAUCUCUGUAAGGAUCUGUCGGGAAAACUCACGCAACGGUUUUUCAGCGCUCGUUCUCGCGCGUUUUUCUCUGCGUCUGUGUGAAAAGUGCGUGCGGGGGAAAAUCAGCAAAUCGUGAUAAGUGCAAAAUCGAUAUUUUUUGGAGAUUCCAUCGUCGGAAGUGGACACACGCUUCCUGAAAAACUACGGGACAUAUCAGCCUAAUGCUAGACUGAAUGUAUUUGUGUGCGCAAAAGAGAGUGAAAGCCCUCGGGAAGAGUUGCAGACAGGACAGCGAGGAAUCGGAAGAGUGAUCAAUAGUGCUAAACGGGGACGUUUAAGACAAAUGUCGGCCUGUGUGGAAGUUCGUAGUUCUUGAAUAAGGCUUCUUAUCUGGGAUCGUUCCCAAGUGUCAUCGGGAUAAAUCGAUCAUCGCGGGAACGAAACACAACCGGCUCCGGGUGCCGUAUAUUUUCGUUCGCUUUGGUGUGCUUUAAUUUCUUUUCUCAAAACAAUCAAGAUAAGCCAUCUUCCAGCGGAGACCCGGUCUCAGUCGUCUCAGUGAAACAAAAACGGAAAAAAACAAAGAAGUAGAAGACGGAAAACAACGAUAACAGAAGGUGUGAGUGAAAAGAAAUACUUUAUGCAUCGCCUUUGCGAUCUAUCGAGAAGCUAUCGAUACGACUUCAUCUCGCUAUCCAUCCAUCCAUUGACGCGUCGACGGCUCUUUGGACAGGCCCGGCUUAUGCUGACAAUUUCAGUGAAUUGUGUGUGAGUCUCUGUUCGAAUCUUGGGGCUCUGGAGCAAAACUAGUCCGCGCUGCCAAUACGUGUGCGAUGCUAUCGGGUUGGAAACCGUGAGAUUCAUUCAUAAGAAGUUGUCACAGUCGCUGUUUUUGGUGACUGUCGUUGUUGUUGUUGCUCCUCUGGUGAAAGAAGGAAGAAAAAUCGGAAAAUCCGGAAGAAUACUGCCAGAGUUGUGGGAACAGUCCCCUAUUAUUGUGAUUGUGUGUGUUUGUGGGUGUGUGAAAAAUAGUGCUUUCUUUGUGACCACAGUCCGGUGUUUAAGCGGUGACGUUGCAUUCGACGGAACACGGGGUACCUGGUGCGAGGACCCCGCUGGGAGUGGUACCGAUCAACAUCAACCAGCUAACGCCUCACAUGGGAGUUUGCACAGAGGAGCGCCCUGUAAUGCAUUGGCACCAGAGCGCUAGGUUUCUUGGUCCACCCCGCGAGCGCAGUCCAGAUCUCACGAAUGCCUGCCAGAUCAACUCGAACAACAAUAACAACAUCAACCACCGGACGUGUAUAUCCUGCACGGACACCUGCGAGCACAAUAAUCUCAAGUCAAGUCACGGUGGUGGUGGUCACGGCGGAAGCCUUGGUCCAGGUCACCUCUAUUCCGACAGUUGUCACAGCUACGACUCAGCGCCUGACCGACUGAUAGCGGACCGCCCAAAUUACUACACCGAUCUCAAUCGAAGCGACUGCUCGGACACCAGCAGUAGUAUACUGAACAGCUGCAUACAGCUCAAAUCAGAACCUCCGGGAGGCCCAAGUAGUCCUGAUUCUUCCAACGAGUUACCGCCCUCCGGGUUGGACGAGUGCGCUGGCUGUGAUAUGCCGAUACAGGAUCGCUUCUACCUGUCAGCUGUGGAGCGCAAGUGGCACGCUACCUGUCUACAAUGUUGCAUCUGCCGGCAAACGCUGGAAGGUGCCAAUUCCUGCUUUUCACGUGAUGGCAACAUCUACUGUAAAACAGAUUACUACAGAGUAUUCGGCUCGAGACGAUGUUCGAAAUGUCUGGCUUCAAUUAGUUCCUCCGAGUUAGUUAUGCGAGCUCGACACCUAGUUUUCCACAUACGGUGCUUCUGCUGCGCGAUUUGCAAUACCCUGCUGAACAAGGGCGACCACUUCACGAUACGGGACUCGGCGGUGCUUUGCAGGUCCCACAUCGAUAUCUCGCUGGAUCCGGGAGCGCCACUUCCGCUGGCCAUGCAGUGUCAGUACCCCACCCAGUACGGAACCUCCCCUAGUGCCCCGCUCAGUCCGAGCGACUCUACCGGAAGCAGUAAAAUGCCACCGGCGGGCUACUUCUCGCCUCACCACACCGUUACCGCCCUGCCCCAGCAACCCCGCCAGAAGGGACGACCCCGGAAGCGGAAACCGAAAGACAUCGAAGCAAUGACCGCUAGCUUAGAUUUAAACACAGAGUACCUAGAUCUAGGCUUCAGCCGGGGCCUGGGCUCGUCAUCGCGGGCCAAACGAAUGCGGACCUCCUUCAAGCACCACCAACUGCGCACCAUGAAGUCCUACUUCGCCAUCAACCACAACCCGGAUGCGAAGGAUCUGAAGCAGCUCUCCCAGAAGACGGGUCUCCCGAAGCGGGUACUGCAGGUUUGGUUCCAGAACGCACGCGCAAAAUGGCGCCGGAUGAUGAUGAAGCAGGAGGGCAAAAUCCUGGACUCGGACAAGGGGGAAGGUUCGCUCGAUCUGGACGGGUACGUGUCCCACAGCCCCGGGUCGUACAUCAUGGGCGGCCCCGGUAGCCCAUCCUCGCUGGACUAGUGUCGGAUGAAAGUCACGUUCCGACGCAUGAAGCAGCAGCACCAUCAGAAUCACCAGGACCAGCAGCAGCCGAUACGCAAGUUCCCAAGCCAGCGGUCUUACGAUGCAAGUGUAAGUUGACUGUACAGUAGGGGACUUGCCCCGCACCGUUAGGAGUCAGCCUAGAUGCGCUGAGAGUGGCAGUAAAUUUAACGCGAGCGGAAAAGGGGGUAGCCACUGCCAAAAUGUCCACACACAACCGGAUGGCGGAUACGGGACUGCGUUUGAGUGCGCCUUGCCAUUCAUUACCAUUUCGAGCGAAGACAAUGAUGUUAUUAUAUUCAAAUUCUGCUGUUUAGCUGCUACUGUUUACUGCUACUGCCCCCGCCCCAGCGAAGCCGGAGAUUCUGAAUCAGCACAUAAAAACCAUUCGAACAAAACCGAUGGGAAUUGCGGAAUCGCACCGGGGUUGUUUCCAACGAAAUAAAAAACAAACGGAAAACAACAUGCAUAUGUAAAGAGAUGUAAAAUGGAAUCAGCAGCAGCAAGAAAAGUCGAAACCAAACUAUUGAAGAGUUAAAAAAGAACAGUGCAAAAGGAGUAGACAUAUAUCGAGUAGUAAUAAUAAUGUAUGCACAUAUGAUUACCGGGCAUGUUGCAUACUUAUGAUUUUGUUAUGUUAAGUUUAAGUUUUUUUUCAUUGUUAUUUGCUGCCUUUGCUGCUGGAAUGGCCUCCUUUACUACUCGUGGUAACUUGUACGCCUCUGACGGUAUGCGUGUUUUUGCAUUCCUUGCAGACAGAGUGGAGUACACGGAAGCACGGUGGGGCGCUUUUCGAAUUUCGACGAUGUUGAGCAAAUUGCGGGGGAUAGCAAAUAAUCAUGCUCAUAUUUCUCUAGACGCACGAGCUCACUUCUUCCCCCUUCACUGUCCAGCUGGACUGUCUUUCGUCUCAUCCCAUUUUUCCUAUGCCUGAUACAGCAGUUGUUCGCUAACUGGUCGGAAAAGUCAAUAUUGCACUCAAAAAAUAUUAAUUGAAAAGUAUGGAAGUGCAAAAUAAAAACUACACUAAGUGAAAUAAUUAGUAAAUAGAACGAAUUUUUGAAUAAAUGCAUCCAAUCCAAUCAUUUUGUACCGUACUAAUUAUUGAUUUAGUUUACGAGGAGAAAUUGGUAUACAUAUAUGUCAAGCAGAGCCAUGAUUCGUAAGCCCAAUAUCGGCUACAUUUUUCCGGCGAAAAUGCACGUAUUACAAUUGGGGCUGUCCACAUACCACGUGGACAGAAAUAGCACGACAUCAGACAUCCCCUCUCCCCUUCCAUGGACAAGCAGGGAAAUUAUCAUUUCUUUGAUUUGUUUCCCUAAUAUUUCCGGUGAAGUUGUUUGUAUAGCUGUCUACUUUCGACCCAGCAAGUUUCGCGAAGUGUGUUAACAAUGAAGUUAUUACCAGCAUUAAUUGAUUUUACAUACAUAUACGAAAAAACAAUUUAAAAUGUUUAUAUCAUGUGAAAUUUAGGACAUUUUAACAUUGGUUUCUUUUCCUUGUUCGUUUGACGAAGGUGUUCGAUUGCCACGAUUCUUGGCCAAAGGUAGUGAAUCCCCACCAAGAUGACGACUUUUCUUGUUCCCCUUAUCGUGAAGGGAAAGAUUAUAAUUUUUUAUUCAAAUUUUAAAAUACAAUUUGGCAUCUUUUAGAAAACAAAGCUGUGUAGCAUUUUAUAAAGGGUCAUUCUCAAGGAUGACCGCAAAUCCUCCCGGUGAUCUCGUAAUAGAAAUUCUGUUGAAAUCGUAUGAUAUUUUGCAGUAACGAGUUCUUAGUCUGGACAGGAUUUUCUGCUCCUUCGUCGCUUUUAUGUUCUCGAACGUGGCUAUGGAGCCUUUGAUUCUCCGGAGGAACAGCCUUGCUUUAAUGGAUCAUUUUCGUGGUAUUUUCGUGAGAUAAAUUCAAAAAAAGUAUGGUUGAGGCCCACUGAGCUCGUCCCAAGUCGAAAAUUGAAUCUGCAUUCCCAUUGGUCCCAAACCAAAGUUGUUUAGCUAUAUCGGUGGGAGGUUGGAGUGUGUCACCUAUUGUAAGACUUUUUUUUUUGUUAAGACAAUCAGGUCCUCAUCUCCGCUGGUUUAAGCGAGAAAUCUGGCAGUUCUGGAGACUAUCGCCGCGUCCUCGAAGAUGUCAAACAGAGGUUCCUCUACUUCAGCGCAUACCGAGACUUCUGGUGUUGAUGGUAGCAGGCUAAAGAUAAUCCGCAGUGCAUUUUUGUAGGAGUUCAUCUCUGGCCAGGUACCUCAGUUACAAACCAUCUUUGGCCACCCGUCACUCGGUUAUCACCCCGGUGAGGUUUAGUGAUGGCUAAAUAUUAAACUGUGUGGUACAGUUCUUCCUCACCUUGUCGACAUGCUGCUGGAAAUUCAGGUUGCAGUCGACCACCACAGUAUGUUCAACGUUCUAAGGCUGGGGAUGCGUUCUUUGUAAAUUUUUGCCCCCGAACGCAUUCCCAUCGUGUAAAUUUUGACCACCUUGUUACCACUCUUUUGUCUCUAAAGUCGGAAACCUCAUUCAAAAUGUCAUUUACCAAUAGCAUUGGUAGCUACCUAGAUCUUGACGCUUGAUGCUAUACGCAUGUUCCCAGGUUGUCAUCCGAACACUAAGACGGAAUCUUGAGGUAUACUAGUUUCUUCGUGGAGGCACCUGGAACUAGCUUACCCAACUUUUACCUCGAAAGUCCGGUUUAUCGCGAGAUUUUUCACAAAGUGCAGAUUGCCGUCUGUCAAUGUCUUCAGAACUAGUGGUAUCCAGGUUUGGUUGUACGUCUGCUUCAGAUUCAGGGCUAUCAUCUACACGGGUUGUAUUUCUGAAUACAUAAUACAGAAAUCCCAAAGAGCUACUUCCUCCUAGUAAAGAUCGGUUUUGGGGGAUAGUUAAUGGUGCUGCAUUCCGCUUGCCCAAAUAUUUCUUUCGAUCAACAUUGCUGUAAAUUAUUAAACUUUUUAUCGUCCAUCACGAUUUGCUUGAAAAAUGCGAAUUUUCGUUGAGUUUAUAAAGAUGAUGGAGAAAUGAUCCAUUAAAUGUUUUUCGCACCAAGGUUAACCAGAUGCUCAUGAAUAUAAAUAUUUGUAAUGAAUCUGCUACUUCGCGUAUGUAUCGCGUAUUGAGGAUUAUUCUUGAUCAGCGUUUCGAUUUGAUUAGCAUCAGUGGCGGCACAAACUUCCCGGACAACCCAAUAGAAGUGUAUUUCAGAAAAUAUUACAUUUCAACGAAGAUUGUCUCCGUUGCUAGGGACACUUUUUCAGAGAUAAGGUCUGUGCACCCAUGAAUGAAUUUAUUGUUUGUGUUCCAUUUUCGAGUUUUAAGAAGAAAAAAACGAAGCAGUUUUUACUUAUGUGGUGUCUUACCUCUGAUCUUCAUCCAUUUUUAUUUAUUUAAAAUUAUACUACAUCCCGUUGAGAGAUUAGAUCUUCUUCACAAUUUUUCGCCAAUAAACCCGAUCCAUCGCUGCAGUUCUCCAACUCCCGACCGCAUCGAUUCUUGCCAAGUCCUGCUCCAUCUGGUCCAACCACCUCGCUCGCUGGGUUCCUCUCCUUCUUGUUCCUACUGGAUUCGAUGCGAACACCAUUUUUGCGGGGCUGGUGUCCGGCAUUCUUAGAUCUGUUGUUUGCGGGGUGAUUUUGUCCAUUCAGUUGACAAAAUUUGACAAAAAUGCCGCAAUUGCUGGAUACUUGUUGGAUUUUUGCUCCUGGCGCUUAAUUUACAAAAUUGAUUAGAGAUGCUCGAUCGGAUUAUGGUCGAGAAACAGUGAACCACUUGAACCACUGCGAAACCAGCUUUUUGGUGUACUUCGGAUCUCCGUCUUGUUGGCAUGUAUAUCUGCGUCCCAAGGUUUUGUGCAGACUCCCUUGGUCAUGAUUCCAUCGGUUGAUAAAUCAACAUUGGCAAAGUAAUUCUUCAAAUUAACCCCUUCCCGUUCAACAUCCAGUCUCACUCGUGGGUACAUGCAUAACAUAGGGCGCUAGAACGCUCAGCAGAGUAGCGAAAUCACUUGAUGUGUGACGUAUUAAAUAAUACGGGAAAAAAACAGCAACAAAAAAUAAAUUGAAAGGGGGACUAUAACUUUUUUUUGGUAUACUGUAUAUGCCAGUUAGGUGCAUCAUAUACCACCCAAAAUAUCGGAUAAAUGAUGAUGUAAAUACGCUGCUUAUACGAUUUAGUUUUUGCUGGGUUCUUCAAUAUGUGUUGAGCUGGUCCACUUCAUCUAUUGCACAAAUAUUGUGUCAGUUAAAUUCAUCCAAUUGUUGUAUCAUUUAAACUCUCCAGACGGCACCGGCAAGCGCAGAUAUGCAUUACCAACUCGCCAAACUCAUUCAGCAAAAAAAUCCUUUGAGCGUGAUAGUGAACCCAUCAGCAAAUUGUGCCAGCAUAAGCAAGUGCCCAAGUCCGAAAAGUCUCGGACCAUCGCCACACAGUUCAAUCGCUCCAAAUUCCGAUUUUUUCCCCAGCAAACAUUAAAUCGUAUAACUUUUGCACAUGCUAGGUCGCACAUAAAUUGGUAUCAAAUCAUAAUCGCAUAAAAUAUCAAUUCAAGGAUACAUCAUGUAUAUCUGAAAUCGUAUAAAAUGCAGAAAUACGAUUUUCUAUAUCAUUGAUGGAUUAAGUCAUAUAUCGGUCUGACAAUCAUCCUUAUGUCACGAUGUGUUGUAUUAUAUACGUACAUAAUAUUAAUUUUAAUCAAAUUGUCAGGUCAAAUCGCAUAUCAGUGUCACAUGUAUCGUAAAUCGCUGUAUACGGCUUUAUAUACACAUACAAUAUGACAUUUUCGUAUAUCGCAUCCACUUUUGCAUGUAUAUGCCAGUUAUACGCAUCAUAUAUCUCUCACAUGUGGCUUGGAUGUAUGUCACCUCCAAUUAUGACAUUUUAUAUUAUUUAAUGUUUGCUGGGUUGCUUCUCAAAUUAAUCGAUAACAGUUGAAAAUUUAUUUGAUGGAAAUAGACGAACUAAACAUAACCUUUUUUUGUCAUUAUUGCAAGAACUGAAAAUACAGUAACAAUACGAAUACAACCCGAUAUCAAUAAAAUGGACGUCGGUUCGAAUUGUGGCACAUUACGAUGUGUCGUGUCGUGGAAGCCUUAUCGAGUGAGCACAAUAAAUUAUUGAAAUGCUUCAGAUCUCACAUGCUUCGAUAGAAAAAUGUCAAUCACGUCAUUGUCAUCAACCAGAUAAUGCACCAGCUGGAGAGCGUGUGUGGAUUCAAUGUUUCGAAUCAAUAUUUAUGAAUAUGUGGUCACAAAAGAUGAUGGAUUUUUGCGUGUAUCGUACGAUGAUACGACGCAGUCAGGGUAACGUCAUGCUACGAUGUCGUGAGUUGUGCCAAAAAUUCAUGGUCCAAAUGUAAGUGAAGGUAGAGGGCGAACGAUUGUGAUUCCUACGACACAAUCGACAGAGACUGCAUGAGGAAGAAUAAAUUUACUUGCAAGACUCUAUCAUGAGCAACGUCGACACAGCAUUUGCUAUUGCCAGGCUAAAACGCAAUGCAUUGUCAAGUCCAAUAGAGUUGUAAUAAUGUGGUAACAUUUCCACGCAAUUCGACAUAGACGUCAUUGAGCUUCGUGUUUCAUUAAAAAAAAUGGUAACGAAUUUUCGGAUAGAAUAAGUAAGCUUUUAAAACGAAAAAUAUAAAUGGAAAUUAGCUAUACCGUAUAUAAUAUAUAUUCUAUGUAACAGAGUCACACAUUUUCUGCAAGUGGGCAACAAUUUUGAACGAAAAUUGUUUCUGAAAAUGUGCUUUCGGAUCUGCUAAUCUAAAGGAGAGUAAAUUUCUCCACAAAUACAGAUGAAUUAUUUUGAUGUUUGUUUUUCAUCAACUUCCAUCACUUACAUGGAACGAUUACUAAACGAAGUAAAUGAAAAAAUACUGAUAAUGGCGGACAAUCAUUCACAAUCAUUGAAAUUCAGAGUACUGAUAUGAAUACUCCUUGACUGAAUGACAACGAUGAAAUAAUGUGCUACCAAAUUGGCCGGUAUAUCAGUUCCAAGAAACUUGUUUGUGGUAUCUUUGGUUUCCCAAUUCCCAACAGUUAUCCAUCCAUUCAGAAAACGACAAGAGCCUUUUUUUCACUAACGAAACAGCAAUUGAACGAAAUUAAUAUUAAUUUACUUUAUUUCAUUUUUCUACUUUCCAACCAAAAUAUACAGCUUUUUUUCUUUACAUUUUACUUAACAUAUUAAAACUUCACAUCAAGCAUGUCAGUUAUUUGAAUGAAAUACGUUUUAUUUAAGCAGGUCAUCGUCUACAGCUCUCAAUUCUUCCGUAUGUCAUGGAUCCCAUCGCCACAUAUCCAUUUGAUCUUCAUCAAAGAAUGAAUCAAAACCGUAAAACCAUUCGAACACACUUACAUUAGUUGUUUUUCUAUUUAACAACCAAAAUAUUCACUAGAAAUAAUUUAUAUGGCAGAACAACGUUUGCCGGGUCAGCUAGUUCUGCUAUAUAUUUUGACACUUGUGUUUACCAUUUACUCACGUAGGAUGUACGAAUAGUUAGUACGGUAGAAAAUGACUAUCGAAUCGUUACUAGUUACUAUAACAUUUGUUAUAUAUACUAAUUAUUUCUCUCAGUGUAUUAAUCUAUAAUAAGAUCCUUGAUGCAUCAAAAGUUCAUAUUUUACGUUCAACUGUUUUUUAACUGGGCUAUAGCCCAGUUUUCGAGCGCCUAGUUGAAAGCAGCCCAGUUAAAAAAAAUGGGUAGGUCAUAUCUAUGAUAAAAUGCAAGGGUAACGUGGGACUACCUUAGCCUAGCAAUCAAUUGUUCGCAUUGAUAAAAAUUUUGAUUGAACGAAACAAUUUCCGAAUUCAAUUGAAUUCAAUAUAUUUGCUUUUAGCAUUGACAUUGAGCAAGUUGCACAAUAUCGUAGGUGGUGCUAAUUCAGAACUGUUAUGUUGAAAACUAGCCUCCAUCCGUUGCUGAUGAUUGGUAAUGUCUCUUAGAUGAAACAAUUGAAUUCAAUAUAUUUGCUUUGUGAGUAAAAAGAUUGUAUAAUGCCAUGUAAAGUCAAUUCAUGCAAUAGAUUAUGUUCUUCGUUACAAGUAAAUUCAAUGACAAGUCUUUUACGUUUGGUAUGAUGUGUUAGGAAAACACAUUUCAGUCAGAACAAAAAUUACCCCGAUUUGUAUGUAUUUGCAAUGCCGAUUUCCCCAGGCACCUUGGUUUAGAAGUCUUUAUUAGGUAAACCCAUUUCAGUCGGGACAAAAAUACUACUGACCUGCAUGAAUAUGCAAUGCUAAUUUCCUCAGACACCUUGGUUCUGAAGUCUGUGUUAGACAAACACAUUUCAGUCGGAACAAAAAUACCCCCGACUUUCAUGUAUUUGCAACGCCGAUUUCUCUAACGCUACUUGGUUUUGAAGUCUGUGUUAGGGAACACAUUUCGGUGCGAAUAAAAGUCCCCAUACUUUCAUGUGUUUGCAAUGCCGAUUUCCCUAAGGCUGCUGGGUUUUAAUGGCUGUGUUGGGGAAACCGUAAAUCGGGCCAAUCAAAACGAGGUAGUUAAGGCGUUUAGAUAACGCUUAACAUUUUACAGUUAUUCAAUUGUUUAUCUAAUGAAACAUAACGUUUCAUUAAUUGCGAUAGAAGCGUAGAAAUAUUCAGUAUCAAUUGAUGCAAACAUCUUUCCGAUCCAAUAAGAAAUGUUCGAGGUAUAAGCAUUCGGAAUCUUUCAUUUUUUCCUGCAUGUUCUAUGUUUAGGUUUUCAUUUUAACCCCCAUAUACUCCGGUUAGACGUAGUCCCACGUCAAAAACGACCAGUUAGCGAACAAGUGCUGUAUAUCGAUUCCCUGGUUUCGAGGAUGAGGCAAAGCAAAGUUUCACUCACACAUGCUCACGCCCACCGGUCUGCAGGCAUUGAUUGAAAGAUGGGAAGAUCGAAUCAGUUUCAUUGUCAGCAACCACCGACGGUGGCUGCAGCAGCAGCAGCAGCGGAGAUAUUUAUGCUGUACUCCACAAAACCACCACCCGCUCUUACGUGUCAACCUUCCCCCCUACGCGUUUCGUGAUGCUGUCUCGCAACUCUUCGACGAAUGUCGUCGGCCAUCCAUCCAUCUAUCCAUCCACGACAUCUUAACGUAUUCCCUCCCGAUUUCCCACCACGCUUUGAAUUCGACGCUAACCGCUCCCGGGGAAGGCUCCCCAGCCCCAGAGAUCAGCCAGCACACGAUUUUCGCAGAAAGUUCGCUUCUUCCGCGAUGGUUGCUCAUUGAUGCAUGGAUGAAUAAAUAUGCGAAUACAUGUCGAGUAUGCUGCAACGUUACAACAGAAUGACUAAGCAAAAACAACUACCCAACAAGAAGAAUGAAAGCAACAAAUAAAGAAAACGAUGCAUUGAACUGAAAUUGAAUUUCAAAUUUGAUGAAUGAGCGUUCGUUCGUUCGUUCGGUUGGGGCUGCUGCCCCGGAUAAGGCCCGGAACAAUGUGAGCAAGUGACAGCGCCCCAUAAAUUCUGUAGGUACGCACUGAAAAAAAAAAUACAAGGUAGCAAACAAAACGAGGAUCGCACAGCGCAAAGUGUGUUGUGAUGAUUAUGUAGAUAUGCGAGCGGGAGCUGAGUUAUUUUGUAUUUUCAUAAACGAAACAACACAAAAAAAAAGGAAAACCGUAGCAACUAGCAACUGUAUAAAGUGGAUAUUUAAAUAAAUUUUUAGAUCUCAAACCAACGCUUCUCGUAUACGCGUAGUAUAAUAAAGGAGAAUGUUAAAGUGACACCGGAGGCAGUUGAAUCGAUUGCUAACCGAAAAAGUUUGAGCACGGAAUAGAUAGCAAAAAAUGCGUCCAAUCUAUUCUGGAAUUGUUGUUUGAAAAAUAGGAAGAAAAAAAAACUAUCCUUAGCGUAUGUAUUAUCUGCUAAGGUGAGAAUAUAACCCUGUGAACCAUGAUCGUACUAUUUUGUCGAAUGCUGCUCAACGAGACUUAGCUUGUAGUGAAUAAUUGUGUGGUAUUGAUGAGUGGAAUGAAUUAGAAUAGCAACCGCGAUGAUGAAUUGCUUUAUUUAUGGUUAUAAGGGAGCAGACGUAAAGUGUACAGAGCGUAGAGUAAAUAGGAACUAUUAAGUAAAUUUGUAUCAGGAUAAAAAAAA